Molecule: messenger RNA, 1125 nt
Organism: Hydra vulgaris (swiftwater hydra)
Lineage: Eukaryota; Metazoa; Cnidaria; Hydrozoa; Anthoathecata; Hydridae
Source: RefSeq, a predicted model, not a curated record
AAUAUACCAAAAGAAAAUAAAAUGGAUCAAUCAACUAACCAAUCAGCACUUUCUCCUUUUCUGUUACCCCGAAAAUUUGAUUCUAAAAUACCAAUAUUCAGACAGAGAGCUGCCACAUCAAAAGACAAUGUAAUAGAUCGAUCAAGUAAUACUUAAUUUUUAACUUAAGUGUAAUAUCCAAGGGAUUUGGUAAAUAUUAGAGAUAUCUAGAAUUAACUGUAAUAAUGAUAUUAGUUAUUGUUUAUUUAUAGUAUAAUGUUGUAUAUAGUAUAUGGGGUCUGAUUUACAUAUAUACUGCAAAAAUUUAAUGACGUUUCUAAAUAAGUUUUGAUUUACAACGCCCAAUGUAAUUGUAUAAUUAUUUAUAUUGUAGUGAAACUCUCAGCAUUAAAUAGAAAGUUUCAAGCAAACAUGAUACUGAGUGAGCCAACUGCUCCUCAAGAAAAUGAAAUCGAUAAUGGGAAGUUUCAGAGAAAAGUUUUUUAUCAGUUAUCAAAUAUGGCUAACGAAAUUAAAGAUUUACGAAUAGCAGUGGAAAUGAUGGCCGUACCAAGUUUAGAGACUGUUGCUGAGGUCCAUCUAGAAGUUAUAGCUGGAGCUAUUGGGACCUUGAAUGGAUACAGAAAAUUAGAGGAGCAAUGUGGAGUUUUUGCUAAUCGAACAACUUCACUUCGCCUUCUUUCACGAAUCGGAGGGUCAUCCAUUAAAGAUACUUCUAAGAAUCUAUUGAAAAGACUUUUUACAAAUUUUGUUAUGUCUCAUUUGAGUAUGGAUGGUAAAGGUUCUCUUAAAAAGCUUCCGUUUAGAGACUCUGCUCUGUGUCAACUUGUUGUUGAGUGUGUAUUGAAACGAUAUUCUACGUCUUCUUUGUCCGAAAUACAUUCGUGCAUUUGUUCUCAUCUUAGAAUGGCUCCGUUUCGUUUAGGUGGCACUGGAAAGGUGGCGUCCAUUUUUCCAAUUCUCAAGAUGGAGAGGCUGGCUUAAACGAUUCAAGCAAAGAUGAUGCUUAUUGUCAUGGAAGCGAUCAUGAUAAUGAUAAAUACGAUAAUUCAUAUUAUAAUAAUUAAAAUUAGUGUAAAUAUGUUUAAGACUUGCAUUUAUGAAAAAAAAUAUCUGUAUGUUUGA